Vigna radiata var. radiata (mung bean) is the source of this 1452-nucleotide messenger RNA. Its product is annotated as patatin-17-like. Lineage: Eukaryota; Viridiplantae; Streptophyta; Magnoliopsida; Fabales; Fabaceae. Gene Ontology annotation, molecular function: glycerophospholipase activity; monoacylglycerol lipase activity. The record is from RefSeq and is a predicted model, not a curated record. The transcript has 7 exons. The coding region runs from base 21 to 1277 and encodes 418 amino acids. Gene Ontology annotation, biological process: lipid metabolic process.
AGUACCUUGUGAAGCAAUUAAUGGCUCAUUUGGUUUUCUUUGUUUUGCUCUUUGUUGGGCAACUGAUUGGUGGAUUCAGUAUCCAAAAACUGACUCCAUCAGACAGUGGAAACGUAUUAACUGUUCUGAGUAUUGAUGGUGGUGGUAUCAGAGGGAUUAUUCCCGCAAAAGUUCUUGAUUACCUAGAUAAGGCUCUUAAGGCUAAAGAUCCAAAUGCAGAUUUAGCAAAUUACUUUGAUGUGAUAGGAGGGACUGGCACUGGUGGACUCAUAACAGCUCUGUUAGCCACCCCAAGCCUUCAUGAUCCUACUCGUCCUGCCUUUACUCCUGCACAAAUUGUAGACUUCUACAAAGAAAACGGCCCUCAUGUAUUCAAUUUAUCUAGACUUCACGGUCCCGCAUUCGAUGGAGAGUUUUUACAUAACAUAACUCGUGAACUGUUUAAGGAUACACGACUUAGUCAAACAUUAACCAAUGUUGUCAUCCCAACUUUCGAUAUCAAGACACAAAAACCAGUUAUAUUCUCAAACUAUAAGCUUGGGAGGUAUCCCUACUUCAAUGCCUUGAUGUCGGAUAUAAGCAUAUCGGCUUCAGCAGCUCCCACUCUUCUACCACCUUACUAUUUUGAGAAUGAUGGUGUUGAGUUCAAUUUGAUUAGCGGUGCAGACUUGAGUAUGUUUAGUAUCCUUGAUGACAGCUUAGUAAAUGGGAAUCCGACUAGAGCAACCGUGAGUGAAGCACUUCGACACAAUAAGUAUUCCAGAAUACUUAUAUUGUCUUUGGGAACUGGAACAAAAGAAACUCAGCAGGAUUUGGAUGUUGAAAUGGCUGCCACAUGGACCAAUUGGGAAUGGCUUAUUCAUGGAAUCACUUUUAUUGAUCGUGCAACUACUUCCAUGGCAGAGUACUAUCAUGGUUCACUCUUCCAACAACCUCGUAUUACCUACCUUCGAAUUCAGGAAUACGAAUUGGAUCCUGCUUACUCCAGCUUGGUUGAAGUUGCAAAAGGAAAUAUGGACGGUCUUGAAGAGACUGGGAAAGAACUUUUAGAAGAAAAAGUUAAGAAGAUCAAUUUGAACACUUUCUCCGUAGAAGAAGGCGUAGGAACAAAUGCUGAGGCUCUUGACAGGCUUGCUGAUAUUUUGUAUGGAGAAAGACAGCAUCGUCUGAAGCAAAAGUCUAUAGAGAAUGGAGGAAGACCAUUUCUUCAAACUCUUAGGGUUCCUUCAGACAAAAUUCAAGCAAAUUGGGCAUUUCAAAAGAACAAAGUUCUGUGAUAUCAUUUGUAUUAGUUAUCCAUGCUUGUUGUACUUUCUAUCUACAUAAUAAGGUUCAUGGCAUAUAUAUAUGAGUUCUGUGCAACUCUCUAAGCCAGCAAGAACCAUGAAUAAUAUACCAAGCAUCUCCCUAUUGUAAAAACAAGGAUAACUCUAUGUCACUUCUAAUUAACAA